Molecule: messenger RNA, 3216 nt
Organism: Gamsiella multidivaricata
Lineage: Eukaryota; Fungi; Mortierellomycota; Mortierellomycetes; Mortierellales; Mortierellaceae
Exons: 2
Coding region: 140-3025 (961 amino acids)
Source: RefSeq, a predicted model, not a curated record
GAGCAUAGCGAGGCAAGUCAUUGCAUUGCGGGGGUUUACCCUAUCUGUUAGGUACUCGCGUAUCCUGUACAUACUGACUAGCGCUGGGAAGCUCCUUCUCGUAUUACUAUAGGUUUUCCCAAAUUCGCAACUCAAAUCGAUGCGUAUGGCACUGCUGGCUGUAGCCUUUUGUUUUUAUGGCGACACUCGAUGGCAAGUUUUCUCAUUCCUCUUACAACCGUGUUUUUCUCUGAUAGGCAAACCCGGAUCAUUAGUUUCAGAAUGGAAACUGCACCUGCAAGUAGAAAAGAGGAAACAUAGGAAAAAUGUAGCAAUAACGAUGGAAAUCCGCAAAUCGCGCGCAGGUUCACUAGUUCUUAAUCCAGGAUAUCUAGAACUGUACUUUAUGGAGCUUCGAGCAUCUCUAUCCGAGGACUUUGGCGCUGGUGAUGGCUUUGGCGCUGAUUCUCCUCUUAGUGUACAUCGACCCUUUGUUUGGUCGACGGAUCUCAGGCAUGAGCAUAAUCUUUUGGACGAUGAACCUGAAGAGGGACCGAUACGGUUCCUUCAUCAUGCGGUCUCUGGAGACGGAAAUUAUAUAGCCACUCUGUCAUCGACUGACAAGCGCGUGAUCCUGGAUCUUUGGGACGUUACAGCUACUAAGGCUUUCAUCGGGACUUCUUCUUCUGGCGCAGAAGAGGAGCGACAGUCAGAUCAAGGCUCCAUUCGCCCCAGGCACUGUGCUACGACAGCCUUCUCCAUGGAAAGGACGAGUAAAGAUUUUGGUUGGACUGCCAUGGUCUCUGUUUCAUGGGAUGGAACACAAGUAGCUUUGACAGAUGUAUCCAAGGUCAAUCCGCUCGGUGAGCAGUUUUGGCAUGCUCCCAGUCAGUUCGCAGUCUACAACUACUCUGCCGAAUGUCGACCCUCUUCAAGGCCACUCGACCUGCAGCCCUCUUGCAACCUUCAGUAUUGCGCGUCUCUCAAGGAAAUGUUCGCAUUUGGCAGGUUCCACAUCCCAACUACAGAAAAUCAAAAUGUUCAGGACGAGAUCUUUGUUGCAUGCGACUGCCUCUCGGUCCUGGUCUAUAGGGCCUUUGGCAAGUGGAUCCAGCUGCUCACAAUACCGCUAUAUGGGCCAACACGGAAUCGUGACUUCGAUACAGAAUAUCAGUCCAAAAUGCUGUUACAAAGUCUUCGAGGCAGAUACUUUACUCGGGUUGGUGGUGAUGUAGGCUUCGCCUCGGUGUGGGACAUCAAGGAUGGGUUGCAGGUAUCAUUAGUGUCAGCCUUUACGCAGGAUCGGGAGCCGAGCCAUGGCGAGAACGUGCAGAUUUCCGGGGUCAGCCUUUCAAGCGAUUCCUCCAUUAUGGCGAUCGCCGUGCACGGGUAUAUAACGAUACACCAGACAUCGACGGGCGACCUUCUUAGGUAUUGGCUAGCUCCUGUGGAGUACGCCAAUAUUACCAACCUUCAAUUCGUUUGCGGCGACACACAGAUUUUAGUCCACUACGAUGGUAUCUAUCGUGAACGCGGCCAAGCGCGUCUCGCGUAUAUUCUGGAUGCCACCACAUUUUCGGUGAUCGGCGUCUUUUCUGGUUCAGAACUUUGCACUUACGUGUCCCAGCCACAUUCAGGAUGCAACUCUUACUUCUAUACUACCCAUGGUUCAUUGUUCGAACUUAUCCAACUACAGGAUCAUGCUAUCACAUCGUAUCCUCAGUCCAGGGUUUCAUACAGUAAUCGGUGUCAAGACAACUCGAGUCGAUUCAAGAAUCAAUCCAAGGAAAUCACUGCAUCUUCAGGGUUGUAUUUCAAGGUUGAGAUACGCUCAGGGCUCAGCGGACAAGGCGAAUCCGUGGCUGUAGUCGUCAGGGACAAGAAUGGAAUGUUGCGCAAUGUCGUUAUCAUUCCCUCAGCUGAAGUUGGCGAAGGCGGAACAUGGAUGCUGGAUGUGGAUUUUCUAGAUGGCGGUUCACGGCUACUUAUUGUAGGACUUCUGUCCAUCAUGGUAUGGAGUCUGCCGACGACCCUAGGAGGGGACUUUAAUCUGCUCCUGUUGUGGUCACAGCCUCCUUUAAUAUUGGGCAUGUAUACCCAUUUACCGCUCGACGAUAUCUUGCGUCUGUCUGACACUCAACAGGCGUUUUGCCAGGGAAGAAUAGCCGAGUUCGAAGAUGGAGUUAAUCAGCUCAUCCUGAUGUUCAGGACUGCAGACGAAUUUCUUCAACAGGCCAUUCUACGCUAUCUCAGCUCCUAUAUCAAUACCUACCCGGAUCCAGACAAUCUGUCUAAAAGCAUAAUGGGCUAUCUUAUCAAACAGUGGAGUGGAAAGGAUCGCGCCGCGAUCGAGCAACUCACAUGCGCGUUGAUCAAUUGCCGCUUCAACCAAUGGAUCCCUGUACGCAAGACCAUUCAGCAGUUCAAUCCGGUUAAGAUACUUGUGCAGAAAGCCCGGAAAGCACCACAGGCAAUGGUUCUUGCCAAGAUCUUCAUCUAUUAUUGUAUCGCCCAGGCCCGGACCGCACAAGAUACCCUAUACCUUAUCCCGAUUAUGGACUGUUUUGGCGCUUUGGUCGAUCUAAGGCACCGACACUCAGAUCUCGCGCUGCUUAUCCUACGGAGACUGGCUUUUGUCCCAUUCAAGUCGCGCUCGUUCAUCCUCAGCCAUCACGUCAUUGCCCACCCGCCAGAGUUCCGGUGGCGAUUUUGGAGGCCUGUCUCUCGUUCACUUCUUGACUGCAAGAACCCGAUCCUUCAACAGUCCAGCACCUCGCGCCAUAUUCCUGAGUAUGAUGAAUUUACCCAGAACCUGUUCGUGGCGCCAUUCGAGUUUCUGUGGUCUAUGAAAGAAGGCUCUCCUUCUGGAACGGCGCCUAAAGCGCAACAAGCACGUGGAGAACCGAUAUUCUGGGUCCGCGCAUUGGCCUAUAUGAUGCUGAGUAAGUUCAAGCUGAGGAGCACGGAGACAGUCAAGUGUCAUGAUUUCUCACUGGAGAUGCUCGACCAACCAAUGAUCGCUGCCCUAGUCGAAUACAAAUGGUAAUCAUCGCCUUUUUGCGCUGUUCUAUAUGCUCUUUCUACCUGCUCCCUCUGCUGCCUCUUCCGGCCCGGUCAGUACGGCUCCCCGUAGCAAACUUUACAUUGACGAGUAAUUUAUCUUGUAUAUCCUUAUUUUUAGGAACACUCUUGGAUACAUGUACUGGAUGGUGCGAUUUCUUUCGCAAUGCGUAUUCU